Molecule: messenger RNA, 3275 nt
Organism: Ceutorhynchus assimilis (cabbage seed weevil)
Lineage: Eukaryota; Metazoa; Arthropoda; Insecta; Coleoptera; Curculionidae
Source: the annotation of a GenBank genome assembly
AUGGACAAAGAACAAUUUGUUCAAAAGAAACUCAGUGAGAAGUUCUUGAAAAGCCCAAAGCUUCAGAAAAAUCACGACGAAGCUACAACCACAACCUAUAACCACCCACGACGGUUCUACAGCAACAUUCCAAUAGCAGUCGUACAUGAGGGAAGAACUCAUAAGUUCAUUAUUAAAAUUAUUUCUAAGAAUGAUGAAGGCAACUGCUAUGAAUGUACUGUUAAAAAUCAAAAGACAGAGACUAUAGUCAAUGUUGAACAAAGAAAGCUUGAAUUCGUUGAAAAACUAGAAUAUUUGGAAAUUACCGGGAAGGACGUAGAUGGUCUUCCAAUCGAAGAUACUGACGAUAAAUUUGGAACUGAAAAAGAUAAAGGAGUUCGGAAAUUGCUUAUUAGGUCAACUUCCAUUCAUAACGAAGGUGGAUACACUUGCAAAUUUUUGGAACAAGAAUGCAAAGCUGACAAUCCCCCAAAUUAUGAAUAUGGUUACAGAAUACAAGAGGAUAAAGUGACACAGGGCAAGGAUGAACAACGAGAUGGGAUUUAUGCAAAAGGACGAUACUAUGUAGAAAAUGGCACGGAAUCCAGCCAAGACGUGAAAUAUUUCGCUGAUGACUGGGGCUAUCACACAGUGGUAAAUUACACCAACACAGGACCCUAUAGCAAGAGCAAUACGAAUUUUGCUUUUGGCGAAGAAGCUUUAAAAUUGAAGAACAAUCAAAAAUCUAUUCCAAAUGAUCCGUCUGAUCCAGGCAGAACUAAACCCGAAAGUUCUAGUUCUACUCCACAACCAGUUUUGGACAACCAGCUAGAUCCAUCAACGGUUACAGUACCAACGCAGGACGCGCCUUUACACUCUUUACAAUUAAUUAACGAUCCUGGAAAUACUUUAGACAGUCAAAUAAUUCCUGAUCAACAACAGUUUUCACCAGGCGAUCCACAUUUCCAAUUUUUAACUCCUCCUUUUGAAUAUCAGCAAUUAAUUAAAGAUGAUCCUCAAACUAGUCAACAUCAACCAAUAUUCUUCUAUGUUCAGCCACAAGUUAGCUUAGAAACUCAAUUUUAUGGUCAAAAGCCAAAUCAACUAGUCCAGCUAUUGCAAAAUAAUCAAAACCCGCUGGAAACAGAAAACUUUGAACUUUUACCAAAACCUGAAGCCCUUAUAUCGCCUAAUUCUGUAGACGAAACGGCUCCCAAUCAAUUAGACUUCCAGAAUAAAGAAUAUGGUAGCAAGCUGAGCCCAAAGUAUACUCAGGUUAGCAAAUUGAUAGAAUCUACUAGAAAUUUGGUAUCAGGCGAUGAUGUUUUGAACAUUAAUGCGGCCAUAUCCCAGAACAGAAACGAAGAUAUUGAAUCUGGAACAAUUGCAAAUUUACUAAAAGAGUAUGUGACUCCAACAAUUUCAAAUAAUCACAUUGAUGUUGAAAUAAAUACAGUUUCUUCAACUACUCCUACUAACUUUCUGAAACAACCAAUCGUUGUGGCCGAAGAAUCGAAACCUGUUAAUGAAAAAACGGAGGAAAAUGAAAAUUUUAUUUCUAGUACUGCUAGAAGUACUAUUGCAUCAACUCAAAAAUCAGAUGAUAACGAAGUUUUGGUCACUCCAAGACCAUCAACAGUGAGUUCCCAAUUUCUAGCCCCCAUUACAGCUGGUGUGCAAUUGGAACAAAAUGUAGAAGAUUCAAAAACUGUUAAUAUUUAUGAACAAGAAAAUAAAUCUGUACAAGUACAAAAAACCAUCCCAUAUUAUUUGGGGAUGUAUGAGUAUCCUUCCGGAUUUGACAAUCAAAAAAAUACAAGUGAACAAAGGGCUAUUGAAAAUAUUGAACUAGGCAAAACGCUAUUGUAUUUUCCAGAACAAGAUUCCCCUAGAGCAGAAGCUUUGAUUGCACAACCACAAGUAACUAGCAACAAUUUAGUUGUACAACAACAAAAUGAAGCUGAACAACAACUACUAACUCAAGAAAUUAUUAACGAGCAAAAAAGCAACGGAAUAGAAGCUAAAGAUUAUAUCCAAGAAAGGCCUUCUUAUAGUCAUGAGCCAAAAACAAUCGAAAAAAUUGUCGAGAAACCUGUUCAUAUACCCGUAGAAGUUACCAAAUACGUUGAUCGGCCAUAUCCUGUAGAAGUUCCUGUUCCAGUUCCCCAACCUUAUCCCGUGGAAAAAAUCGUCCAUCAAAUUAUAAAAGAACCUUAUCCGGUUCACGUUAAAGUACCCGUACAAGUAGAAAAAAUAGUAGAACGGAAAAUUCCAGUGCCUUAUUAUGUGGAAAAGCCUCAAUAUGCCUAUCAACCGUUUCCACUCAGUUCACAAGCACUUCUAGUGCAAGUACCUGGAUUAUUCACCCAGCAAAAAUAUAGCAGUCUAGUACAAAAUUCUUAUGCUCCUCAAAAUAAUCAUUAUUUACCUUCAAACUAUCCAAAACAAAAUAGUUUUCAUUUUAAUAAUAAAGGCAGAGGAAAUAAUUAUAAACUAAAAAAAUUGAAUCUAUUGGUACUCCCAAGACAAAAUAUCCUGAACUUACCACCAAUAACAAAAAAUCCUCACGAUUUAGUGAGACAUUCCAAUGCCCAAUUAAACAACGGAUACUUGCCGCCUCAUUGUGAUCAUAGCAGCCACAACCUGGAAGCAUCCGCUAGCAUUGCCAAUGUCUACAAAGUCAAUAAACCUGAAGAUCAUAUUGGCUUGAUACCGCCGAAACGUCCAUUGUUCGAGGAAUCUCGCAAACACAGGCACGCGAGACAGUUUGACGAUAAAAGUAUUAGAUUGGAGUAUGGAUUUAUGCCUCCUUUAAUUCCAUCUUUGGAAAUUGAUGAGCUUGGGCAGCCGAUAGAAAAAAACUGAUGGAUUGGUAUUAAUUUUGCCAUUUUUGAUUGAAGAAUAAGGUGUUAUAUUAUUCAGGUGCUUUUUGUGCUACAUUGGUUACCGAAAAUACCUCUUUUUAUUGUAUAUUUAUUUAAUUUAUAUAAAUUCGAUUUUAAAAUAUAGGGCAGAUAUACUUAAUAAUGGCUGAAAUAGGCUCUAGGAUCGAUAAUGUUAAGACUUAUAUGUUAAUUUGUGAUUUUAUUGUGUAUGUAUUUCUAUUUUUUAUAAAGUUAUUAAUUAGUAGGUCUAAUUUGUAUUAUUUUGCCUUUCUUCUCCACUAAAGUGAAUUUGAUGCUGUGUUGCCAAUAUGUGUCAAAAAUAAUAUGUUUGGUACUAAACUUGGACUCAACUUCAAUAUGAGAUGUUUUUUUUAAUGUUGUUAGUAAGGUAAGUUUAUUAUUUAUUUGAAU